AUCCGGGUAAAAUUACUUCCUCCGUUAGCUUGACAUGCGCAGUGUCCGCCUUCCAACCUCCUCUUUGACUGUGGCGGUGAGCGACAGACACCAUGAAGGCGUCCGGAACACUUCGGGAGUAUAAAGUAAUCGGGCGUCUGUUGCCCUCGCCCAAGAACCCUGCCCCCCCUCUGUACCGCAUGAGGAUCUUCGCCCCAAACCACGUGGUGGCGAAGUCCCGGUUCUGGUACUUUGUGUCUCAGCUGAGGAAGAUGAAGAAAGCUUCUGGAGAGAUCGUCUACUGUGGCCUGGUCCACGAGAAGACGCCUCUGAAGGUGAAGAACUUUGGGAUCUGGCUGCGUUACGACUCUCGCAGCGGAACCCACAACAUGUACAGAGAGUACAGAGACCUGACCACGUCUGGAGCCGUCACUCAGUGCUAUCGGGACAUGGGAGCUCGCCACCGCGCGCGCGCCCACUCCAUCCAGAUCAUGAAGGUCCAGCUCAUCGCUGCCAACAAGUGCCGCCGACCCGCCAUCAAGCAGUUCCACGACUCCAAGAUCAGGUUCCCUCUGCCUCACCGGGUCCUCCGCCGGCAGCACAAACCUCGCUUCACCACCAAGAGGCCCAACACCUUCUUCUGAGCACAACCUGGACCUCUGUGCAGAAAUCAAUAAAAAGAAAUCUAGAAAUAAACUGUUGGUUCCUAAAGAGUCAUGGAAUAAAGUUUUUAUUGUCUGGAAA
Messenger RNA from Cyprinodon variegatus (sheepshead minnow), 723 nucleotides. It is a transcript of the gene rpl18a, whose product is annotated as ribosomal protein L18a. Gene Ontology annotation, molecular function: structural constituent of ribosome. The record is from RefSeq and is a predicted model, not a curated record. Bases 93 to 623 code for a protein of 176 amino acids. NCBI's taxonomy places the organism in Eukaryota, Metazoa, Chordata, Actinopteri, Cyprinodontiformes, Cyprinodontidae. Gene Ontology annotation, biological process: translation. Gene Ontology annotation, cellular component: cytosolic large ribosomal subunit; ribosome. The transcript has 5 exons.